AUGCCGUUUUUUAGAAGUACAACUAUUGUCAGGUCUGCUGUCAUUGGCAGAGCUUUGUCAAGACAGUUCAGCACCAAGCCACCAACAGCCACAAUCAGAGGAUCAUUGGUAGUGGGAACAGCCAUAGCUGGUCUGGCAGGUUAUGGGUUUUACACACAAUUUCGUUCUAAUACAAGCAAGGAUGAUUUGUUGAAAGCUCUUAAAGAAGGCCUCAAAGCACCAGCUCUGACUGCAGCAGCUCCACCAGCAAGUCAGCCAGCUGUAUGGUCUCAAGGAAAAGACCAUGCCCUUUAUUUGUGGAUCCACCUGAAGCCGACAGCAAAUCCUAAAGAAGUGGCCAAAGUAGCAGCCAGACUUCAGAAAUUUGUUGAUACUGUUGCAGACCCAGCACUGAAAGAUGAGUCAGAUGAAGUUUUGGCAGGGGUGGGAUUUGGACCAAAUUUUUAUGCCCAGGUGGGAGGAAGAACCAGAAAAAGCUAUGUUUAUCCUCAUAGAAAGGGGGCCUUAGGGGAAAUGCCAAGUUCUGGUGGAGAUGUUUUCAUUCACGCAAAAUCCAACCAAGUUAGCAAACUGUUUGAACUUGCCCAACUUUUCGUUAGAAGUCUGCCAAAAGACAGUGUCCAGAGUUCUGAAGAUAUCUACAGUUUUGUGUACCAGAAUGGCAGAGACCUGUCGGGAUUUAUUGAUGGCACAGAGAACCGAGCUGAUGAUGAAGGGCGACAAGAAGUGGCUGUGGAAAAAGAAACAGGAGGAAGUUAUGUUAUUACCCAAAAAUGGAUUCAUGAUUUGGAUCUUAUCAAUACUGAAAAACCAAAGACAAUGGAGGGCUGGGUAGGAAGAGAUAGAAAUGAUAGUACAGAACUGCCACGGAAGUCACCGACAUCACAUGUUGCCAGGAUGACUGGAGGCCCUGGUUUUCAGCAGCCUAAACCUGUGGAAAUUGUCAGACAGUCUAUGCCAUUUGGAACAUUGACUGGUGAGGCUGGUCUUUUCUUCAUUGGCUAUGCUGCAGAUCCAUACAACUUUGAGUUCAUGCUGGACAGAAUGGUUGGUGCUGGUGGGGAUGGGCUCAGUGAUGACAUAAUGAGGUUAUCCAGAAAUGUAAAGGGCACAUACUGGUACUUUCCAGGGGAGAAGGAAUUGGCCAAGCUGGCAUAG
This is a messenger RNA of Candidula unifasciata, 1158 nucleotides long. The record is from the annotation of a GenBank genome assembly. Lineage: Eukaryota; Metazoa; Mollusca; Gastropoda; Stylommatophora; Geomitridae.